Messenger RNA from Peromyscus californicus insignis, 5364 nucleotides. It is a transcript of the gene Dbx2, whose product is annotated as developing brain homeobox 2. Bases 250 to 1191 code for a protein of 313 amino acids. Gene Ontology annotation, biological process: regulation of transcription by RNA polymerase II. The record is from RefSeq and is a predicted model, not a curated record. The transcript has 4 exons. NCBI's taxonomy places the organism in Eukaryota, Metazoa, Chordata, Mammalia, Rodentia, Cricetidae. Gene Ontology annotation, molecular function: DNA-binding transcription factor activity, RNA polymerase II-specific; DNA binding.
UGGAGCCCGGACUCUCAUUGCCCCCAUUGUUGGCCGCAUCUGUCACUUUGUGGGCAGGAUGACAUGAAUGGAUGGGCCGGACACACCUUCCGUGGUGGUGUGAAAACCCUGUCCUGAUCUGCAGACUGCUCCGGGACUCUGCCAGAGGCGCCGCCGAGGGCCAGGGACGCACCUCGCCUUCCCGAUCCCUUCCCAGUCCCAGUCCCCGCGCACUCGCUCCCCGCGGCUCCCGGGCAGCGGGCGCGCACCAUGCUGCCCAGCGCCGUGGCAGCCCAGGCCGGAGCCUACUGGGAUGUGGUGGCGUCCUCGGCACUCCUCGGCCUCCCAGCGCCGGGCUUCGGCAGCCUGGGCAAGAGUUUCCUGAUUGAGAACUUGCUGCGCGCAGGGGCCGGACCCACGCACGCACCCCCGCCCCCGCGCCCCGCGCCGGGUCCCGAGUGUCCCCAGCUGCGACCGCUGCCUGCCAGCCCAGUGCCGCUCAAGCUGUGCCCAGCCGGGCCCUACGGUGCACGCUGGGCCUUCCAGAUGCCCGGCCGGGUUCCAGGGGACCGAGACAGUGCCUUCCAACCCUCAACUCCAGUGCCUUCCAAACCCUUCCUCCUGAGCGCUCUGCCCUUCUACUCGGCGUGCUGCGGUGGGUCCUGCAGGCGCCCCGCCUCCCCCACAGCUUUUCCAAGAGAAGAACAUGGGCUGCCUCUGCUCACCCAGGACUCAAAUUCCAAAGCUCGAAGGGGGAUUUUAAGAAGAGCUGUGUUCUCAGAGGACCAGAGAAAGGCUCUGGAGAAAAUGUUUCAGAAGCAGAAGUACAUCAGCAAAACAGACCGAAGGAAACUUGCUGUCAGCUUGGGACUGAAGGAGUCACAGGUGAAGAUCUGGUUUCAGAACAGAAGGAUGAAAUGGCGGAAUUCCAAAGAAAAAGAAGUGCUCUCCAACAGGUGCCUCCAAGAAGUGAGCCUUCAAGAAGACAGGCUCGCACGGCCCGCUGUGGGCUUCCCUCCUCCGUGCCCUGCCCUGUGGGAAGUCUCCCAGCCGCACUCAAGCCCCAGCUGGAGGGAGAAUUCUCCAGAACCUGCAGAAAGACUGAGCCAGGAGAACGCACGGGUACCAGAAGCGAAUUCACUCCGAGGUGCCUUGUACUUGGGUCCUGAGAAGGACGCUGGAGACAAGGAUGGACUCACUAGCGCCAUCUGAAGGGAGCAUGCGCCAUGCUCGUCUAAGAGAACCCUUAGCCUGUAACAUUGGGAUUAAAGCCAAUUAGCGUGUGUCUCAACCCUGCCUUAAACUAACACCUUGGCACGAUACCUGAGCUGAAGCCUUAGGAGAGCCAGUCUCCUCUUUCUUAUUUAGCCCUCGACAGAGGCUCAGUGUCUAAAUGGAGUAGAACCUCCCAGGAGGUAGAUAGGACUGAAAGAUGAGAGCCAGUGUCGGCCCAUGGCCUGUUCUGAAUACGUGUGUGUAUAUAUGCGUGUGUCUGUGUAUAUGUAUGUAAAUGCUCAUUAAAUUCAUUAGCAGAAACCAAUUCUCUCCAAGUUUUACAUGGCGCAAAUUUCUUUUUUUAUAUGAAGAAAAAAAUUGAGCAAAUAUUCAUUUUUCAAAUAAUGUAAAACUUUGGCUCCAAUGCCACACAAUGAAUUAUGUUUGCAAAAAUUCUCAUCUUCUGGCUUCUUUGGUAUCCAGUUGUAAGUGAAUUUUAGCAAGCUCCGCAGUCCUAAUCAAAUGAGCCACAGCUAGAGACACAUACUGACAAUAGAGAGGAUAAACUCAACAGGAAUCUACAAUUUUUGAAGGUAGUUAUCAGUAUUUCUAGUUUCCAGGUCUGAGACAGAUGAGGCUAUCAGUGAGGAAGGUCCGCAUUUAUCUGUGAAUUGGCUUUGUGAUCUCUUCUCUGUAGGGUUUAUCCUCGACCAAGGUUAUCUGAAUAAAAUAAACGCCUGAGUGGAAGGUUUGUCAGACAAUGGGUCAGUCAGCAUUCAGUAACUUUUUGAUUAUCUCUGCCAACUAGUUUGUAAUCAGUGCCCCAAGCUGUGUCGCCGUUCUUAAACUGUGUCUAACACGAUGAAAAAUCACAGUACGGACGGGCUCUGUGGUCAGUGCUGAUCCCACACUCAGACAGUCUGACUUUUCCACCUAGUUGGUUCAUACUACAUAUGUUAGGUGGUUUUAUAUGUUAGCAGACACCACCCAGAUGCUUUAUGAUUACUCUGAAAUAGUCUUUGUAUAAAAUCAUAUCUCUGGUAAUGAUUUUCUUAGUUAUCCAAAUAUAUUAAUUCUAAGUUCAUGAAAAAAAAUAUUUUACUUUGCAGGAAAUGAAGAAAAAAAAGGAAACAGUGUGGUUUUGAAUGGAUCUUUGGACAAACGAUGCAACUAGGAGUCUUCUAUGGAACGUUUUGUUCAUGAGCAAGUGAGGAAGCGAUGGGGCUUACCCUCUCAGCUCUGGGCUCCAAGGGUUUAGUGUGCAGAAGGGAGAAUAUUUGAGAAAGUAACCGUUGUGAUCAACACCAGGGAAUUCUGUUUUAAUGAAAGGAGCUUGCAUUGGUACGUUAGCUGAUGCCUUUGCCACCUUUAUGUUCCCUAAAGGUCAUGUUAGAAGGUUGUCUUUGAGCUUCCUUGUGGGAAGUGGGAGCCAGGGAUCUGAUGACUCCGUUUGACAACCUGUUUGCAAAGCGAAAACACAGGGUACUUUCUCUAGUCCUGACCUUAUCUGUAGGCUGUUCCGUCUUGCACGACACUGUGCUGAGCAUCUAGGGUCUGCUGGCUCAUUUAGCCCUCGUGGCCAUAGCCCUGUGACGUCAACGGUCUUACCGAUCAGGGUUCCUGUUUCUCCACCAAGGCAGCUGAGGCACUGCAUGCAGAGGUGAUCACCGAGUCACAGAGUUAGUAAAGUAAGGGGUCUAUGCCCAGGCAAUCCAGUUCAUGCCGUAAGGUCUUACCAACUCUGUGGGGUAUGCGGCACCGUGCAUGUAUUCCCAUAGCUGUAGGAUGCCGUAUGUGUGUAUUCACACAGCUACAGGAAGCCCUAUCAGCAGAGAAGCCUGAAGGACACUGUGGUAAGGUUUGCUGAAGGAAGUCAGGAGUACGUUGUAUUUUGCAGCCUCUGACUUGGGGAAACAGUAUUCUCAUCAAUAUUCUCCUUUCUAUUAGAUUUUUAAGUUUAGGUAAAGAAUUGCCAAUCUUCAACUCUGAGGCUCCUGUGGACUCUAGUUCAGAGAAGUCACCUCAGUGCAUGAUGGGCAUGUCUUGGUUUUCACCAUUCACUGAUGAAAAUCAUAAAGUACUUACUUGCAUGCGGCCAUCGUGUCUUGAGAAUAACUUGAAACUGGAAUGAGAGAGACUUGUCAAGGGCUUUUGAUUGGUCCAGGUUGUAGAAACGGGUGAAUUACAGCUUGAAUGACUUUCCCCCAGGAGCUCUGAGACUCAGUAGAACUCCAUGUAAGAAUGGCCUGGUGCUCAAAUAUGCAGGCGAGGAUUUCAAUUGUCUUCCACCCUGGAAUGUGUCUAGGCUUAGGAAAGUCACACUUUAGAAAGACAGUUUACUGGGGCAUAGUGAUAGUACACACACGUGUGCCCUCACAUAAACAUAGCCGUAUACACACUGUAUGCCCUCACACACAAGCAUAGGCAUAGUACACAAUGUACCCUCACACACAAGCAUAGCCACAGUAUACACACACGUGCCCUCACAUGCAAGCAUAGCUGUGCUACACACAUGUGUGCCUGCUGGGACUGCGGGGCCGGGCGGGAUCGGAGAAACCUUCCGGCUACAUGUGCCUUUACACAGAGUAUCUUCUACAGUGCACACAUGUGUGCCCUCACAAGCAUGGCCAUGCUACACACAUAUGUGCUCUCACACGCACAGCAUAGCCAUGGUAUACACACGUGUCCUCACACACAGUAUAGCCAUGGUACACAUGCCUUUCUGCCUUUUCUUUGCAUUAUCUUGUCUGGAUUGCAGUGAAUGGCUGGGUCCUUGCUAGAGAGCUCUCCUUUCUUAUUCUCUGCUGACCCCACCCUUAUCCUGGCUUUGUGUGAGCAUUUUCUGUUGAAUAGUUGCAGAUUCUUUUCUGGAAGUGAUAACAUAUUAGUAUACUUCUUGUCCACUUUCCAGAGAAAUACUGAUUGUAAUUAAUACCAGGAACAUAGAAUCCUGGAGAAUGAAAUAUUGAAGAAGAAGAAAAAAAGAACACCUCAAAAGGCAUUUUCAAUUGGUUUAUAAGUAGAUGAAAUGAAUGUAUGUUUUAAUAUUUAGGGAUUAGAAAUAUAUAAACAGGUUAGAGAUGACCAUAGGCUUUGGAGACAAUGAAGAUGAUUAUCACUAAUGUUUAAAAGACAACUCUGUCUUUUUAAUAAUAAACAAGAAAGCCAACUAUUUCAUCAAGUGAUUCUCAGGAUUUAAAACCCAUCCACAUGACCAUACUGUAACUCCCAGACUCCUCUAUCAUCCAGAUCCUCACCUCCAGCAUCCAGAAUCCCAUUUGACUCCCCCAAAUCAAUACAUGUUCUUUACUUUAAAUAUAAAAUUAUAAAUAAUCUCUACCAUAAGCUGCCUUUCCGAUAUCUCCAUUUCUAAACUGCACUCUUCCUAGUGUUCAGCAAGACCCAGCCAUCCCUAAAACCAACGAUUCUGUGAAGAUCUUGCAUUGACACAAUGAAGCUUAUUGUCUUCCAAAGUUUGCUGGACUGUACCUCCAGGAACUUGAUAUUUUCUCCCUGUGUUUUCUUUCUAUUUCAGCAUCUGCUGGACAUUAUGAUUGAGACAUUUUCCUCUAUGUAGAUAAACAUGAGAAAGAGAAAAGGUCCUUGUCUUCAAAGAGCUUCUAAAUUAGCUGCCUUGCCAUACAAUGCUUGAAAUAGUCCCUAUUACUCCUGGAAGGCUCCAGUAAUUUUAAGAGAAAAAACUAGCAUCCUCCAAACCUCACCUCUCUUUGCAAUGAGAGCCUUCGUAAAGCUCUACUAAUCAGAAACUAAUCAGAAUGACUCCUGCCAUUCCUCCCAGAUACUGUUGUCACAAGAGUCAGGAGUCAGAGAGGCUUCCAGAAGAAUUCACUAGCUUCCUGUGUCCACAGCGAACCCGGUCUCUUUUUUUUGGUCUGUUUGCUUGUCUAGCUAUUACUUUAGUUACAUUGUGUUAUUUUUAUUUUGGUUAUAAAUAAAUGCACCUGAAAACAGCUAACGAAGUAAAAGUCGUGAAACUCCAGUAGACGGUCCUCUUGGGGAAAAAAAAAAUGCAGCUACUUUUGAAUGUGCAAGCAUGUAAAUACAUAUGUCUAAACAGAUUUGGAUUGUAGUGUCUAUCCAGUUUCCCUGCUUUUUUUUCUGUUUGCUCACAGACCAAUUUCCCACAUCAUUAAAGAUUACUCAAAACCA